Molecule: messenger RNA, 1242 nt
Organism: Caenorhabditis briggsae
Lineage: Eukaryota; Metazoa; Nematoda; Chromadorea; Rhabditida; Rhabditidae
Exons: 11
Coding region: 1-1242 (413 amino acids)
Source: RefSeq, a predicted model, not a curated record
AUGAAAAGCCAACAAAGGAAAUUCCAACAACAAAAAUUUGGAAAAUUGGGAAUGCCACGUGACAAAAACAUUUACAACCUGGACAAAACCAAAAUUCCAAUUCUGGGCGACUCUGAACAGUUCUUGGUAUGGCACUUUGUUGGAUUUGUUUUGUAUCAGGUGUUUCAUCAUUUCAUUGCAAUAUCGAUGUCUGGAUUUUACGAUGAUUUCUUACCUCUUUUAGUUGUUGGAGAAGCAAUUCAAGCAUAUCUUGUCCUUCUCUACCAUUGGAACACGAAAGUCACAUACCAUCAAAAUUCGUCGGAACAGUUAUUCAACUUGUUUUUUUGGACAUUCAAACUUCAAUAUUUCUUCGUUUACAUCUUUCUUUUUCGCUCAUUUCUGUUUGUGCUUGUGCCAGUUAUUUCUUCUCUCUUCUCGUCUGUAGACUUAAACGACGAGGCUCAUUUAACUUAUGAGAAAAAUCAUUUUAUUUUCUGGAAUUUCACUUAUCAAGACUGUAGACGGUUCGUUUCGAAAAUCCAUCAAUUUAACAUGUUAACCCAGGUUUUCGUGCUUUUGUUGGAUUUAGCUUCAUUGGUGAAUACCGAACAAGAUAAGAAUCACAAACUCAAAGGCGACACUCUUAAAUGUUCAUUUGCUUUCUUCACAUUUUUCAUAAUGGUUGCUUACCAGCUGAUUGUUUCCAUUAGGAUUGCGUCAACAUAUAUUUCUCACAAGCAUCACAUUUGCUGGGUUCGAUGGGAAAUGGCUCAACUCCUAUUAUCAGUCAUGUGGCUAUUCAAUCCAUUUUAUACGAGCUGUCCAGAGGAAUACUUUUUACCAGGGAUAAUUGCAAAAUAUACUUUCAACUACCAAUACGUUGCUUUCUCCAUUUUCCUGUUCACAAGUAUGAUUAAUUGUUAUGUGUACUUCAAAAUGAGCCAAAUUGCGAAAUACAAGAAAAGAUUGCGAAAUGUUAUCUUUUACCAACAAUCUGUGAAAUACGGAGGGAUUAGUUACAAGACUUGGGUGUGUUUUCUUUUUGUUCUUCUACUCAUUCCCUUGUUGCCAGUUCCAAUCGCUUGGUAUUUGGAUGAAUUGGAGUAUGAUCGCUAUCUCACAUUCAAGGAUUUAUGGGAUGAUGAUAAUUUCAAAAUGGAAUUCCGUAUUGUUUUUCUAUUGUGGUGUUUCAUGUGCUCUAACCAUGUCACUCAUAAUUUUUUUGGCUCUUGUUUUAACCCUUUUGCUAUUGUCGAUUGA